CUGAGAGGAAGUUACGCAAGGCGGAGGGGCGGGGUGGGCUCUGCACCGGAAGAGGCUCCCGGAUAGUAAAUAAGCCCCGAAAGGCGGUGUCUCCAUCUUGUCAGUGUCAGUGUCUAGCGACAUUGAGACGAUGGGGAGCGUCCUGGGACUGUGCUCCAUGGCGAGCUGGAUACCGUGCUUGUGUGGCAGUGCCCCAUGCUUGCUGUGCCGAUGCUGUCCUAGCGGAAACAAUUCCACUGUAACUAGGUUGAUCUAUGCACUUUUCUUGCUGGUUGGCGUUUGUGUAGCUUGUAUAAUGUUGAUACCAGGAAUGGAAGAACAACUGAAUAAGAUCCCUGGAUUUUGCGAGAAUGAAAAAGGUGUUGUCCCUUGUAAUAUUCUGGUUGGCUACAAAGCUGUAUACCGUUUGUGCUUUGGUUUGGCUAUGUUCUAUCUUCUCCUGUCUCUGCUAAUGAUCAAAGUGAAGAGUAGCAGUGAUCCCAGAGCUGCAGUGCAUAAUGGAUUCUGGUUCUUUAAAUUUGCUGCAGCAAUUGCAAUUAUUAUUGGGGCUUUCUUCAUUCCAGAAGGAACCUUUACAACUGUGUGGUUUUAUGUAGGCAUGGCAGGUGCCUUUUGCUUCAUCCUCAUACAGCUAGUUUUACUUAUUGAUUUUGCACAUUCAUGGAAUGAAUCAUGGGUUGAAAAAAUGGAAGAAGGGAACUCAAGGUGCUGGUAUGCAGCUUUGUUAUCAGCUACUGCUCUGAAUUAUCUGCUAUCUUUAGUUGCUAUUGUCCUGUUCUUUGUCUACUAUACCCAUCCAGCAAGUUGUUCAGAAAAUAAAGCAUUCAUCAGUGUCAACAUGCUCCUUUGCCUUGGUGCUUCUGUGAUGUCUAUACUCCCCAAAAUCCAAGAAUCACAACCAAGAUCUGGUUUGUUACAGUCUUCAGUAAUUACAGUCUAUACAAUGUAUUUGACAUGGUCUGCUAUGACCAAUGAACCAGAAACAAAUUGCAAUCCAAGUCUCCUAAGCAUAAUUGGGUACAAUACAACAAGCACUGUCCCAAAGGAAGGGCAGUCUGUCCAGUGGUGGCAUGCUCAAGGAAUUAUAGGCCUAAUCCUGUUUUUAUUAUGUGUAUUUUAUUCAAGCAUCCGCACUUCAAACAAUAGUCAGGUUAAUAAACUGACUCUAACAAGUGAUGAAUCAACAUUAAUAGAAGAUGGUGGACCCAGAAGUGAUGGGUCACUGGAAGAUGGAGAUGAUGCACACCGAGCUGUAGACAAUGAAAGGGAUGGUGUCACUUACAGUUAUUCCUUCUUUCACUUCAUGCUUUUCCUGGCUUCACUUUACAUCAUGAUGACCCUUACCAACUGGUACAGGUAUGAACCUUCACGUGAGAUGAAAAGUCAGUGGACAGCUGUCUGGGUGAAAAUCUCUUCUAGCUGGAUUGGCAUUGUGCUGUAUGUUUGGACACUAGUGGCACCACUUGUUCUUACAAAUCGUGAUUUUGACUGAAUGGGACCUCUAGCAUGAAAGUCCCACUUAGAUCAUUGUUUAUUUGAAAUUAACAGUAUUUCCAACUUUUGUUAAGUUGUGUAUGUGUGAACUUCCCAGGUAACCUCUCCAGUGUCUGGCAUGUAUUAGAUUUUACAAGCUUGCCAUUUUAUUCAUUAUAUUCUUGCCAAGCUCAUUGAUGUGUGUGUUAGAAUGAAUCAAAGAAUUUUUUGAGUAUGAUGGUAAGUUAGGAAAAGUAGUUAGAUUUAUCAUUGCUGCACAUGUGAAAUUAAAAGUAAAAACUGCUUAACAGUUUGAUUUUUAAAUUGUGUAGGAACUUGCUGACUUACAAAGUAUACAAAGAAACAUACUUUGUAAAAAAGACUGCCUUUUGAAAUAUUUGAUGCCUUGCACUAUAGGAGACUGCAAAAAAUGUCACUUUCUAAGAUCAGAAUUUACACAGGAAAGAGGGUUUGAUGGACAACAGUGUAGCUUAUGCAGGAAAUUGAGGCACAGAGCCUUCAAAGAUGGUCACAUUGGUAGGUACUAAAUUGAAUACCCAACUAAGUUAUAAUAAUUCUGAGCUAGGGAUAGUCUCCCAUACCAAUAGUGAAUUUUGUUAUUAUAACAAAAUUUUGUUAUUAUAAAUACAGAAGUAUGGCUUCAAUGGUGAUGCUAGGGGUCAAAAGACAGAGUUUUAAGAGAGAUAAUUGCGCUAAAAGGAAGUUAUGAAAAUCACUUUGAAAGUUCUUUCUGAAAAUCAAAGAUGGACAGGAAGAAACUGCUAAAUACUUGACCAUAGUAUGAAAGCAAAAUCUAGUCAGUCUUUGUUUAAAAAAUGAAACUGAAGUACAGACUUAAACAUUUCAGAGGCAAAGCUAGGAAAAUCCAAGUCUGCCAAAAAUAACCCAUAUUCUUUCAGGCAAUGGAAAAUAAUUUCUAUUCAAAGUAAAUGCAUAAUAGAUUUUAUGCCUCAUUAGUAAUCUAUGUGAUGUGGAUUGCUGGUGUCUAGCAUGCCUUCUACCUGUAAACUUGAGGUCAGGAGUAUGAUGGAAUGCUGUAGUAUAAAAUGCUUACAGUACACUGUACAGUUCAAAAAGUUUUUAAAUGCUUUUGUAUUUACUGCCAUCUAAUCAAAAAUAGAUUAUAAUCUUUCAACCUGCAAAUCAAGCAUUAUGAUUGUUAGCUUCGAUAGAAACUUAGUUAUUUGUGUUAUUAGUGACUUAAUGAAUCAGAAAAUCUACAUUUGCUUCUUUUAAGAUAUCAAUGCAAAUGAAAUGUAACAAUUCAAAUUAAUUCCCCAAUUUUAUUGUGUGUGGAUACUGUGGUUCCAUGAUUUUGAAUGGCUGUCUGUGUUCUAUCUAAAUAAAUGAAUUCAGAAGAAGUAUGUUGUGAUUUAAUUAUUUAGCAAGUC
Molecule: messenger RNA, 2885 nt
Organism: Talpa occidentalis (Iberian mole)
Lineage: Eukaryota; Metazoa; Chordata; Mammalia; Eulipotyphla; Talpidae
Gene: SERINC1
Product: serine incorporator 1
Exons: 10
Coding region: 131-1492 (453 amino acids)
Cellular component (GO): membrane
Source: RefSeq, a predicted model, not a curated record